AUGAAAUUAAUCAAGUGUGCAUUAAUAUUUUUGUGUGUAUUAUUUCACUUGCAAGUGUCAGAAUUAGAAGACAAAAGUGUAAAUCGAUCUGAUUAUAUAUUACGUGGAAAUGACGCAUCGAUUGAAAAAUAUCCAUUCAUGGUUUCACUCCAAAAACGGCGUCAACAUUUUUGCGGUGGAACGAUCGCCAGCGUGCAUUGGAUUUUGACGUCGGCAAAUUGCCUAAAACGUGUGACUUUCCUUACAACUUGCUCGUUGAAAAUAAUAGCAGGAUCUAGUCAUAGCGUCGAAUCCUAUUUUGAUCGUCCUACCAAACAGAAGCGAAAAGCAUCUAAGUGUUACAUUCACGAAGGAUAUGAUUCGAGGAAGAAAUUUAACGAUAUCGGCAUGAUUUUGCUGGACGAGCCUUUUGAAUUGUCAAAUUCGGUGCAAGUUGUAAAACUGCCAAGAGACAUCUACGUGAAGCAGGAUUUAUCAUCGAAGUUUAGAGAAUGCACGUUUAUCGGCUGGGGUCAGAAUACUAUGAAUGAAAGCCUGCCUUUUAUAUUAAAUAAUCUUCGAUCAGUUACUUUACGCCCGAUGUCGCAUUCUUAUUGCAAGAAAGCCAGGCUAACUAAAAUGACAUCUAAUAUUCGCAAAACUCAUCUAUGUACGUUACCAAAAUAUAUGGAAAUAGGUGUUAGCAAAGGUGAUAAUGGAGGUCCGAUGAUUUGUCAAGUUCAGCUCGUGCCGCGCACGGUUCGGUCUCCAGGCAUCGCGAUCACCGAAACUUGGCGAACUUGGCGGCAGGUUCGCGUCGCCGAUGUCCCUCGCCAGGAGAGUCGCACACGCACACAUCGACGGUCCCCACUUGACUCGAAAACUUUUGUGAACGACUAUUGUGAAUGCUACAACAAACUGAUUAGAUGGAGAGCUGGGGGAAAAAUGAAAUAUGAGGGACAUAGUGAGAGACAAAAAUAA
This is a messenger RNA of Ctenocephalides felis (cat flea), 960 nucleotides long. RefSeq names its product chymotrypsin-1-like. The transcript is spliced from 2 exons. NCBI's taxonomy places the organism in Eukaryota, Metazoa, Arthropoda, Insecta, Siphonaptera, Pulicidae. Gene Ontology annotation, biological process: proteolysis. The record is from RefSeq and is a predicted model, not a curated record. The coding region runs from base 1 to 960 and encodes 319 amino acids. Gene Ontology annotation, molecular function: serine-type endopeptidase activity.